AUGACCACUCCUUCAAACAACAGCUCCUCUAGUCCCCAGAGGGCCACUGCGACACGAGACGCCAUCCCUCUUCCCGACGCAGCUCGCCGUGUCAUACGCAACCAGCGAGGAGGUGAUAUGCACAGCACGCGCGGUGUGCAGAUCCUCCAACGAGAGACACUGCCUUCCAGUCGGUCUGCUAGGCGUGUGCUCACGCCUCAGAUGCAACAAGCUCAUGGCUCGCUCGGCAGCUCACAGCGGAUGCCCACGCUCCAAGAAAUGUACAACACGUGGCGCUCCCUCGAAGAACAGAUCAGUCAGAUGCGCCGCCUUCCCAUGUUCGUCAAGGCUGAGCUGAAGUUCUGUCACGGUUGCCGUAUCCUCAAGAUCCGUUGUACAUGCUUCGACUACUCUCAAUUGGAGGCGGUAUACCAAGAAAAGGACCGCAUACUACGAUACACAGCCCUUCGCGAGUUCCCCAUCGAGGGGAAAACCUAUGCAGGCAACCUGCACAUGGGAGCUCACCUCAAUCAUCCCGUCGCGGAUACCAACUUCACGGCAGAUACAGUUACGUAUGAUACGCAGACUGUUCAAAAUGUCGAGGCAUCUGGUUUUGAUUUCAACACAGCCUUGACUACGUCCACUAUUGGCCCUACAUCGCAGAACAACGCAAUGACUUUGUUAUCACCGUCAUCUGCUGGGCACCGUCAGAGCACUGCAUUGCCUGCAUCUGCAGGCGCGACCGCUCUCACUCACACUCCGACACUGGUCAAGUUUGAGCUUCGCACUAUCAUCAUGGCAAAAGAGAAGAUUGGCACCCAAUCGCGCCGCUGGCAGUGCCAAUACGGUCUGUCUGACAAUCCCGAGGACCCUAUCUGCAAACGCGAGGAUGACAACAUGGACACAAUCCGCCGCCACUACGGCCGUGAGCAUGGCAGCCACCGCUUCCACAAGAAGCCAAUCCUCCGCAUUCGCUGCAGCCACUGUGAUAUUACAUACGACAAGCAACGCCCUCCUUCCAAAUGCCCUGGCUGCAAGGUUGACCACGGCAUUUGGCUCCGGGAGAUUUUUGCCAUUAUCGAAGUGCCUGUGCCUCUCAACAGCCAAGAGGAGACGAACGGUGGGGGCGGUCCUGGCCAUUUGGGCGGUGGCUCUAGCAGCUUCGGCGGCUUCGGCGCCUCGAGGGGAUUCGGUGUCUCUGGGGUCCCAGGUGCGGAUGGUGCAAGCGGUCUUCACGGUGCCGGCGGCUUCGGCAACGCUCAUGGGCCCGGGAGCGCUGGAAGUCCCGCUGGCUUCCAUAGCGCCGCUGGGCCCAGCGUCGUCCAAGCAUGCAGGCCGCAAGUCGACAGUACAGAGGUCAGAACGAUCCCAUACGACCCAGCCACGGGUAUGCCAGAGUGUUACAACGACAUCUGCAACAACACCACGGCUGUGCCGGUCAUGCCACUGCCUGGCGCCGUGGCCCACGCCAGCGACUCUCCAGUGCAACGGCCGUCGUCGUCGUCGUCUUUGUCGACAGCUCAAUCCCAGGCGCAGUCGCUGUCGCGGUCUCUGUCUCAAGCACAAUCGCCCUUCACCCAAGGUUUCUACGCCGUGGGCCGCGGCUUGCCUUUGUCGCCUGCCACGCACGUAGCCUAUGCCAUAACGACGCCGUCAAUGUCUCCCGGGACGCCCAUGUCGCCGACCUCGCCGGCGUCGAAUGUCAGCAGCGCAUACGACGCGGAGACGGCGGCCAUGUUUCCGCGCGAGUUUCAGGGUAUGGCCGUAACCCCUGGCCAAUGCCAAGUGGACUUUGCAACUCUGCCCAUGGUCAACAGUGAUGCCGCUUUCGGUGGUCCUGUUGGCGGAGUUGCCGGUGAAGGCGGCGGUGUCCACAGCCGUGCAACUGACUCUCCGACCGUUGUCGGCCACCACGACACCCCCGGCAUUGGCCCCGGUUCGGAUCAGGACUCAGUAGCUGCGCAACCGCCGGCCCCGUCAGGCACGGUCAGAAUGGUCGACGUCCAGAUGUUCAUGGACAUGGCCGCUGCUCAAGUGGCCCCAGCCGUUUCCCCGGCUCAGAAUGAUGCCGUCAGCAGCAACAACGGUCCGUGGAAGGGCAAGUGCACCACCGAGAGCGAGUUCUUUUAUUUUGCGGAUUAG
This is a messenger RNA of Sporothrix brasiliensis 5110, 2121 nucleotides long. RefSeq lists its product as uncharacterized. The record is from RefSeq and is a predicted model, not a curated record. The coding region runs from base 1 to 2121 and encodes 706 amino acids. The transcript is spliced from 3 exons. Lineage: Eukaryota; Fungi; Ascomycota; Sordariomycetes; Ophiostomatales; Ophiostomataceae.